CUUUUUUUUUUUUGGCCUUCUUUUAUCUCUCAUCACUUUCUCUUUCCCAAACAAAUACUGGAUAAUAGAUAUAUGGGUCCUAACUCCAUUGUUAAGCUAUUUUAUUUGUUUAUAUAUUUAUUUGUAUGUUUAUUUGUUUUGAGAGUUGAAGAUUAAGUUUGAAUCUGAAAGUUUCCAUUUCUGCUGCUUUGGACUCUUAGAUUUUUUUCCAUUUUAUGCCAUAUGUUCAUAUACUGUGAAUUGAGAUCUUUGGUUUCCAUAAUUUAGCUCAUUGGAUUUUUAGUGUUAGAAAUGUAACAUAUUUUCUCGGGAACCAAACAGAUUAUAUAUCACUCUUUGACUUUUAAGUGCUGUCUCUGUUUGAUCUUUAUUUAGCUUCGUAUGUACUUGGAUCUGUAUUUGAUCUCCCUUUAAUGUAACUGCAAUGCAUUUCUUAUUUGAAGCUUUUUAGAUUUUGUUUUGAUGUUUAUUCUUGGGUUAAUUUAACUUUUAGUCCCUGAACUUGAUAGUUAGAUUUAUUUUGGUACCUAAACUUGGCAACUAUGUCCAUUUUGGUCCCUAAACUUGGUAAAUGUGAAAUUUUGAUAAUGUGGUAUUUUGAGAUUGUGCUGCGUGAUUAAAUCUUGAUGGAAUCCAAGUUCAGAGACCCAAAUGGACUUAGUUGCCAAGUUUAGCUAAGUGGACAAAAAAAGUAUAGGUAUCGAAGUGGCCUAAUGGCCAAGUUCAGGGACUAGAAGUUAUAUUAACCCUUAUUUUUUUUAUUUUGUUUCCCUGUGGUAUUUGUUGCUUAUUCAAUGGGAGUGUUAAACAGUACUCGAAUGUCAUUGAAUGGAAAAUUUUGAAUCAUGGUAAAAGAUUAAUAAUUUCUAGUGUUGUUAAUUAUAUGUAGUAGCUUCAUGGAUGACAAUGCAUUGAAUAUGCGUAAUUGGGGUUACUACGAACCGUCGUUUAAAGGACAUCUCGGUCUGCAGCUAAUGUCGACAGUUGAACGAGAUGCAAAGUCUUUUAUUCCUAGCCGUGAUUCCAAUCUCAUGGUUACUACCAAUACCGCCUUUCACCAGCAGGACCCUGUUGUUUCUGAGGCACAUACCCCCAUGAAUUAUGUUCGGGAUAGUUGGAUUGCCGACAGAGAAAAGAUUUUCAGCAUGUUUCCAGCCACCACUCCUAAUUACGCUGUUCAUCCGGAAACAUCGGCAGCUUAUUCAUUGCCAAUUUUGCGGUCACCACCUUAUUCUUCAACAAGAGAUGAGAGGGUGGCAAGUAGUGUUGAAGAGCCACCAGCUAAUAAGGACGGUGUUGAACCGAAGAAAAGGCAGGGUGGAGCUGCCCCUAAGAUGCCGAAGGCCAAAAAGCCUAAGAAGCCGAAGGAAAAUGCCAAUUCUACAGUUCAACGGGUGAAAUCAGCAAAGAAGAGUAUCGUUUUUAAAAUAAAUGGGUAUGACAUGGAUAUUUCAGGCAUUCCGAUUCCGGUUUGCUCGUGCACCGGAACCGCUCAGCAAUGUUAUCGAUGGGGCUUUGGUGGUUGGCAAUCUGCUUGUUGUACUACAAACGUAUCCAUGUAUCCUUUGCCAAUGAGCACCAAAAGACGUGGUGCGAGGAUAGCUGGCCGUAAAAUGAGUCAGGGGGCAUUCAAGAAGGUCCUCGAGAAACUUGCAGCUGAAAAUUAUAACUUCAGUAAUCCGAUUGAUUUGAGGAGUCAUUGGGCAAGACACGGUACCAACAAGUUUGUUACUAUCAGGUAGUAGUAAUGAUAGUCGAACUCCAUCACUAAACAUGUAUAUAUACCCAUGGCCAUCUUUGUUCGAAUCUUGUAGUUUUUCAUUUGUGCUCAUGCUUUAAGAACAUCCUGUUUAUUCCGGUUUAAAAUCGUGGGUGAGUUUUUAGUUGUUGGAUUUUGUUUGGAUAAUCUCCUUUCAUCCACCUGGAAAAGUGUUGUUAGAGACUGGCUCGGUAUCUUUAAACUGACAUCAAUGACAUUUUAUUUAUUCCCUUUAUUAACAUAAAUUUGUGAAUGAUUAUUAUGUAGCAAAUCUUUAUCAUUUGAUAUGUUGUUCUAUAACAUCUUUCGGAUGUUAGAAUCGAAGAAAA
Gossypium raimondii (Peruvian cotton) is the source of this 2088-nucleotide messenger RNA. RefSeq names its product protein BASIC PENTACYSTEINE1. Gene Ontology annotation, biological process: response to ethylene. The record is from RefSeq and is a predicted model, not a curated record. Gene Ontology annotation, cellular component: nucleus. Gene Ontology annotation, molecular function: sequence-specific DNA binding; DNA-binding transcription factor activity. Lineage: Eukaryota; Viridiplantae; Streptophyta; Magnoliopsida; Malvales; Malvaceae.